AAUAGUUUCUUUGGAUUAAUCAUUAUGGUUAAGCUUAAACAAAUUUUAGUUGGUUUGGUAUUUGUGUUAUUUUUGAUAAGCUGUGUUAAAGCAGAUGAUGUGGAGGUUACUGUAAGAGGACUAACCUCAAUAGCAACUACUGAUGAAAAUUUCAUAUGUGCAACUUUGGACUGGUGGCCUCAUACCAAGUGUGACUAUGGACAGUGUCCAUGGAAUCAAUCUGGAGUUCUUAAUUUGGAUUUGGGAAACAAGAUUUUGGCUAAUGCUAUGCAGGCUUUUGGUAAUUUGAGAAUAAGAGUGGGAGGAUCAUUGGAGGAUCAAGUAGUGUAUAAAGUUGGGAAUUACAUAAAGAAAUUCCCUCACUUCAAAAGAAGAGAUGGAGAUGAUUAUUUAUUUGGUUUUACUAGAGGCACUCUUCCUAUGGAAAGAUGGGAUCAACUUAAUGCAUUCUUCAACCAAACUGGAGUGAAACUGACAUUUAGCUUGAAUGCUCUGAUCGGAAAGAAAAAAGCGAAUGACGGAACAAUCAAUUGGGUCGGAAAAUGGGACUCGAACAAUGCUCGUGAUCUCAUUAAAUAUACAAUUUCCAAAGGGUACAAUAUUGAUUCGUACGAAUUAGGGAAUGAGUUAUGUGGGUCAGGAGUGUCUGCCAGGGUUGAUCCGGUUGAUUAUGGGAGGGAUAUAGUUGUUCUUAGGAAAUUAGUAAACCAAUUGUACCCGGAUCCAAAUACCAGACCUGCAGUGUUGGGUCCAGGCGGGUUCUAUGACCAACGAUGGUUCGAUACGUUCCUCAUGACUAUCGGACCUAAUGUGGUUGAUGGAGUCACCCACCAUAUCUACAACCUUGGAGCAGGUGUAGACAAGACUCUUAUUGAUAAGAUUCAAGACCCCUAUUUCUUGGACCAAGUAGCACAGACAUUCAAAAAUGUUCGGAACAGUGUGAGGCAAUUCGGACCAUGGUCCGGAGCCUGGGUUGGGGAAUCUGGCGGUGCUUAUAACAGCGGUGGCAAGGACGUUUCCCAUACUUUUGCCGAUGGCUUUUGGUACUUGGAUCAAUUGGGCAUGACUUCUACUUACAACCAUAAGGUUUACUGCAGACAAGCCUUCGUUGGUGGAAAUUAUGCUCUCCUUAAUACCACUACUUUCAUCCCAAAUCCUGACUAUUACGGGGCGUUGUUGUGGCAUCGCUUGAUGGGAAAGCAAGUACUAGCUACUUCUCAUAAUGCAUCUCCAUAUCUUAGAGCUUACACACAUUGCUCCAAGACAAAGCAUGGAUUGCAGCCUGGAGUGACUCUUCUUCUGAUCAACAUGUCAAACAAAACCAGCUACUCAGUUUCUUUGGUAAAUGAUGACAAUUUCUACCCAAGCAAUUCUCCAAAUCAGUACACUAGUUCAGGAUUUGAACAAAGAGAAGAGUAUCAUUUGACACCAAAAGAUGCAAAUAUUCAAAGUGAUGUCAUGCUGCUCAAUGGAACUCCAUUGCAGCUUACUCAAUCAUUAGACAUUCCUGAAAUGCAACCGCGGCUUGUUGAUCCGUCGUCUCCAAUCACCGUCGCUCCUCAUUCCUUCGUUUUUGUCACCAUUAAAGAUUUUAAGGCCCCUGCCUGUGUCUAGACUGAAUCAGGCUUAGAGAAAACAAUUGUACAUAUUGCGGUUACAGAGCUAUAGCUCUAGUUAUAGUACGACUAGUGACAUUCAAUUUGUUA
This is a messenger RNA of Mercurialis annua (annual mercury), 1706 nucleotides long. RefSeq names its product heparanase-like protein 2. The transcript has 6 exons. The coding region runs from base 25 to 1614 and encodes 529 amino acids. The record is from RefSeq and is a predicted model, not a curated record. Gene Ontology annotation, cellular component: plant-type cell wall; membrane. Lineage: Eukaryota; Viridiplantae; Streptophyta; Magnoliopsida; Malpighiales; Euphorbiaceae. Gene Ontology annotation, molecular function: beta-glucuronidase activity.